Cicer arietinum (chickpea) is the source of this 4255-nucleotide messenger RNA. RefSeq lists its product as uncharacterized. NCBI's taxonomy places the organism in Eukaryota, Viridiplantae, Streptophyta, Magnoliopsida, Fabales, Fabaceae. The record is from RefSeq and is a predicted model, not a curated record. Gene Ontology annotation, molecular function: RNA binding.
AUGAAUUAAGUCUAGGGUUCAAAAUCUUCCAUUAGUUCUCUUAUUCUUUCAGGGUUCUUCCAUUUCCUUUUCCCUUUCAAAUAUUCCCAAUUUUAUAAAUUCAACUUAGGGUUUCUCUUUCCACAUAGAUUUCAAUCGAGACGCUUUCUUUAGGGUUUUCCGAUCCGCGAAAAUUACUAUUUCUUGCGAUUCUUGCUUGCGUUUAAUCUAGGGUUUCGUUCCGGUACCAAAACAAUGCCUCCGAAGACGGCGAAGAGAGGUGCGGCGGCUGGUGCCGCGAAGAGGGGUGGCAGAGGAACGAGAGGGACUCCUAAGACUGCACAGAAUCAGCAGCAGCAAUCUGAAUCUGUGGAGGAGAAGAUGGUGAUUGAGGAAAAACCUGUUGUUGAAGAGAAUCCUGUUGUUGAGGAAAAACCUGUGGUUGAAGAUAAUCCUGUUGUUGAAGAUAAAGCUAUUGAUAUGAACCAAAUUGCUCCAGAGGCUGCAGAAGAAGCUAAUAGGGUUCCUGCGGUGAAAAACGAAGAAGAGGAGGUUAAGGAGUCCAUAGAUGAAUAUGAGAAAGAUGAACGUCUAGAUUUGGAGGAUAAUGAUCCUGAGUAUGAACCUGAGGAGUAUGGUGGGGUUGAUUACGAUGAGAAGGAAAUUGAACCAGAAGAGGUUCAUGAGGUGGGAGAUGAAGUUGAGGAAGAAGCUGAAGAUAAUGUUGGUGAAGAAGAAGGUGAUACAGGUGAGGAAGAAGUUGAAGAUGUUCAUGAUGAAAUUGAGGGUGAAGAGGAUGAUGAGCAUGCUGAUGAGGAGCAUGAGCAUGCGGAGUUGGCUGAUGUGGAGGAAGAGGAACACCGUGAAGUUGUGAAGGAGAGGCGAAAGCGGAAGGAAUUUGAAGUAUUUGUUGGGGGCCUAGACAAGGAUGCUACUGAAGAUGAUCUGAGGAAGGUUUUUGGUGAAGUUGGGGUUGUUACUGAGGUCAGGCUGAUGAUGAAUCCUCAGACUAAAAAGAACAAGGGAUUUGCAUUCUUGCGUUUUGAAAAUGUGGAGCAAGCAAAACGAGCUGUAGCAGAGCUUAAAAAUCCAGUGAUUAAUGGCAAACAAUGUGGUGUUACUCCAAGUCAGGACAGUGAUACCCUCUAUUUGGGAAACAUAUGCAAGACAUGGACAAAGGAAGCUUUAAAGGAGAAGUUGAAGCAUUAUGGAGUUACAACUGUCGAGGAUAUUACUUUGGUAGAAGAUUCUAAUGAUAAAGGAACAAACCGUGGAUUUGCAUUCUUGGAAUUUUCCUCUCGUUCAGAUGCUAUGGAUGCCUUUAAGAGACUGCAGAAGAGGGACGUUGUGUUUGGAGUUGAUAAGCCUGCAAAGGUUUCAUUUGCAGAUUCUUUUAUUGACCCGGGUGAUGAAAUUAUGUCACAGGUUAAAACUGUGUUUAUUGAUGCACUGCCUCCUUCAUGGGAUGAAGAUUACGUCCGGAUUAUUCUCAAGAAAUUUGGUGAGAUUGAAAAGAUUGAGCUUGCUAGGAACAUGCCAGCUGCUCGUAGGAAGGACUAUGGAUUUGUUACCUUUGGCACACAUGAUGCUGCUACAAGAUGUGCUGAAAGCAUUACUGGUACAGAAUUGGGUGAAGGUGACAAGAAGGCAAAGGUGAGGGCUAGGUUAUCAAGGCCACUUCAGAGAGGCCGUGGAAAACAUGUUGGCCGUGGCGACUAUCGCCCGGGUCGUGGAUCUGGAAUAAUCUCAAGACCUUCCUGGAACCGACCUGCACCCCGUAGUUUUUCUUCACGUGGGGCAAGAGGAAUUGGUAGUCGUGUUCUUCCAGUCAGGUCUGUUAGUGCUAGAGAUAGACGCCCCAUCAUGUCUGUGCCAGUUAGAAGUAGGCCACUGGCUCCUCCAGCUAGAGCUUAUGAUAGAAGACCAGCUGCUGCCGCAUAUUCAAAAAUUAGCACCAAGAGAGAUUAUGGUCGGCGUGAGGAUCUACCACCACCAAGAAGUAGAGUUGCUGUAGAUUAUGGAUCAAGGGUGUCCUCUGAAAGACGCCCAUCUUAUAGGGAUUAUCCACCCCGUGGAUCUGGCUACUCCGAUCUCCCAAGAAGUACAACCCGUGCUGCACCAAGGAGAGGUUAUGUGGAUGAUGGUUACAGCCAAAGAUAUGAGAGGCCCCCUCCUCCUCCUCCCACUGCCCAUCCAAGUUAUCGUGAAGGACGUGCUCGUGAUUAUGAUUCUCUAUCUGGUUCAAAACGUUCUUAUGCUGCUGUGGAUGAUGUUCCCCCGCGAUAUGCUGAUACUGGUGCUCGCCAAUCAAGAGCUCGAUUGGAAUAUGAUUAUGGUGGCAACGCUUCACAGUAUGGUGAUUCUUAUAGCGAUAGAGUUGGAAGAUCUAGUCUUGGAUAUGGUGGUGGCAGCCGAAGUUCUAUUUCUGGUCAAGAUUCACAUGGGAUGUAUAGCAGUCGACAGGGCAUGAGUUAUGGUGGAGGCUCCUUUGGUGGUAGUGAUGUUGGAGGCAUGUACUCAUCAAGUUAUGGUGGUGAUUAUGUUUCUCGUGGAAGUGAUGUUGGCGGCAGCUCAUAUUCAUCAAUGUAUUCUGGCAGGGGUGUGGGUGGCAGUAGCAGUUACAUGGGUGGUGGUGGAUCGGGAUCUUAUUAUUGAGAGAUUAUGCUAUACUCGAAAUAGCAUCUCUUAUCUUUUCGCAAGGGCUGGCGAAGGUUGCACAUUGUGGUCACCAGUGAAUUUGUCUAUGAACAGAUCUGAUAAAAUAAAGUGGCUGCAAUAGGAUGAUGACCUUUGAAGCUUAUGGAUGUUAUGAAGCCUACAAUUCGGAGACAAAGGGGCAUUGUUAUUUAUAGCAUUAUAUUUGGAAAUUUGUCGCAAAAAAUAGGUCAUGUCAAUUCAAGCUAUCUUGGGUCUUCUAUGGAUGGGAUGUAUUAUCAGUUCUUGAAUUUGUGCUGUAUGGACUCCAAUUAAUGACAGAUGGAAAAAGAAACAAUUAGCAGUGAUGUGUAAUCAAACCUUGAUUUAUGAUACCAUUUGUGAGCGGAUAAUGUGAAAGAUUUCUCACUGCCCCAGUAUCCUUUCAUUUGGACAGAGACCAAGGCUAGAGAUGCUACUUGUUUGAUUAAGGAUUAAUGGAAUUUAUAUGCCGAAUUUAUAAAUAAGUUGGUUCCCUAUUUUGAGUCUUUAAAGAGAUGUUUAGUUACUUGGAUUGUUUGUUUUUACAUCUCUGCGAUCAGGACAGAAGCGAACUAAUCAGCACUAUGUUUAUAGUAGUAAUAAGAAUACUACUUCAGCAAUUAAUAAAGUAAAAAGACGGUUUUUUGGAUGUAUUAGUAUUGUAGGAAUAUUGAUAUGAUGUCAUCCUAAAAAAGUAAAAAGCACGAUGAACUGGUUAUGUUUGUUACUGGAAUGAUUUGUUACUUUGAUUGAGUUUUUGUCCUUAGGGGGACAUCAAGAUAAUGCUAAAGAAGCAUUAAUAUCUUUCUUUAAUUAAAUGCCUUAAUAGUUUCCCAAUUUCUCAAAGCAGUUAUCUAUUCGCAAUUGGUUGAUCUAUUACUGGCAUAACCCUCAGAACCAUUUGCCUCUGCAAUGUUGUUUGGAAAUACAACACUCAAGUGAAUAUGAAUAUUAAGUAGCAGAAAAGGAUUGAAUCUCUUUAUUACUGAAUAGUUUCUGAAUUGAAAUUUGUUAUUGAAGUUGUCACUUUAUGCACCUGGUUAUGCCCUCACUCUGGUUGAUUUAGUAAAGCCCUAGAGGUAAACAUGAACCAACAUAAAUUGGUGAGGUUGCCAAAGAAAUCACAUAUGGAUUUGGUCAUGAUUUUAUUAUGUUCAAGUGGGUAGUUUCCAACUCCCUUAUCACAUUAUUGUGUUGAGAGUAUCAAGUACUCUAUACCAUAAAUGAGGUAUUAACAUAGUUAAAGUCUUGAAGGAGGAGGAUUCUUCUAAGAAGAUGUAGAUCGUUAGGAUAUUUCACAUGAUUUUUGCAUGCAUAUACAUGUUAAAUAUCCAUUUUCUUGCAUCUUGUGGUAAACUUGCAUUUAAUUAAUAUUCACUGGGUUAGGGGGGUAUGCACGUACUGACUUGUUAAGUUUUAGUUUCCACUCUGUUCUGUUUGCUGCACUGCAGGGUCUAAGCUUUCCUCAAGCUCUUGAUUGGUAACCUCCCUAUAUAUGCAUAUUUGCUAGUAUAUAUUAAAGUUUACUCUUGGUGUAUUUUUUCUUUCUUUCUUUCUAUUUGCAAUCAUUGGUUUUGUGGUGUUCAGAUUCCACUUUUCC